UCCGGAGGUCUCUCCUACAAAGUUUAUUCGUGCUACCUCCCUUUUGGAUUAUGAAGUGAAAGAAGUAAGAUUUUCUUUGGGAUCAAAGAGUUUUCUUUUGUGAAAUCACGUGCUACUUAAAAAAAAAAAAAAAGAAUAAAUAAAUAUAAUGGCAACAACUGAACAAUUUCCCGAUGCUUCUUAUUAUGGAUCCACGUACCCUCAGUAUGGGGCAAAUUAUUUGGGCAAUCAGUAUGGCUAUAAUCAUGUGCAAUCAAGUCAAUAUAGUGCCAAUGGAUGGAGUCAAUUUUACGGGAGUUGUGAGCAGCAGAAUGGCCAUCUCAAUCAUCCUCAUUACCCAACCAAUGGGCCAAAUUCUUUUUCCCCAACCACUGAGAAGCUUCAAGGGUACGAAGGAUGCGUUCCUCAGGGGAGCAAUGGUGUCAAUGUGAAGGAGGAUAAGCAGCAGGGGAAAACGGAGGAAGCGCCAAGGGUGGAAAAUGACUCCCCCGCACUGAGAGCACUACUCAUGAAGCCUCCAACAAAGACCAAAUACACCCCUCAGUAUUUCUAUUCAACCAUCAGGAAUGUCUCUCCUGUUACCUCAUCAAAUCCCACCUACAACCAGGCGAAGACCUACGAAGAUCCUUAUGCGUUCUAUCGCAAUGAAGGUGGUAGUUUUGGACAAAAUGCGCAGGAAGUGGUGAAUCCUCCAACAAGCUACCCUUCGAGUAUCCUUUCGCCCAAUCGCACGGAGGAUAGUUUGGAUUUGAUGGAUGCCUACAGGACAAAAGUGUCAAGUCAUGGAUACACGAAAGAGGGAUUUGAGUCCAAUACACAAUUCCCCGAGGCAGUAGCAGCCAUCGUGACACCACAGAGUAGCCCUAGUGGAUUUGUCGAAGGGAUCGGAACACCGCCAUUGUCGCCCAAAGAGGCAGGAGCUGUCAAUCAAGGAGAGAAAUCUGCACAAUCAUCCCCCAAUUUGGUGCCACCCUAUUCGUGGAUUCAUUCAGAUACAAAGAAUAAUCCCAAAAGGACACGACAGACAUACACGAGAUACCAAACUCUUGAGCUUGAGAAGGAGUUCCAUUUCAAUAAGUACUUAACACGACGAAGGAGGAUCGAAAUUGCUCAUGCACUGAGCCUAUCGGAGAGGCAGAUAAAGAUUUGGUUCCAGAAUCGACGGAUGAAGGCGAAAAAGGAUCACAGAUCUGAUAGCCCGCAAGGAGUGGAGGACGCCUCAAUGCAAUUCAAUCACUUCCUCAAUUCAACACCCUUCUUCCAUCAAGAUCUCAACCCUGCAGCACUUCCUGUAGCACCCCAAAGUUCCUACCAAUACCCAACGUGAUUAAAAAAAAUCUUUUCUAAAUUAAUCAUAAAUUAUAAUUAAUCAAACAUAUCUAGUUUUAGUAAGAAUGCGUGUGUAUUUUAUUAUAUAUUUUAUUUAAAAAAAGAGCAAAAUGUAGUAUUAGAAAAAUGUUAGUUUUAAGACAAAACCUCCGAAUCAAAAGGCCAAUAAAUUAAGUUAAAGUAAAACCAUUGAAAAAAAAAAGUGUCAAAGAAUAAAAUUCCCCAUCCCUGUGCGAAAAGGAACAAAAGGCAGCCAGCUGGCAGCGUUGCAGGGGUUGCUUUCGGCGAGGGGUAAUACCAUCAAUGGGAUCAAUGGGAUAUUUGGCGAGUGGCUGCCGAAUAUGGCGAUCAUCAUCUGUGAACUUGACUUUUGUUCAAUGCUAUUUACUUUGCGGGGUGGAUUUU
Messenger RNA from Lutzomyia longipalpis, 1734 nucleotides. Its product is annotated as segmentation protein fushi tarazu. Gene Ontology annotation, cellular component: nucleus. NCBI's taxonomy places the organism in Eukaryota, Metazoa, Arthropoda, Insecta, Diptera, Psychodidae. The transcript has 2 exons. Bases 149 to 1327 code for a protein of 392 amino acids. Gene Ontology annotation, molecular function: DNA-binding transcription factor activity, RNA polymerase II-specific; RNA polymerase II cis-regulatory region sequence-specific DNA binding. The record is from RefSeq and is a predicted model, not a curated record. Gene Ontology annotation, biological process: negative regulation of transcription by RNA polymerase II; anterior/posterior pattern specification.